This is a messenger RNA of Platichthys flesus (European flounder), 5539 nucleotides long. RefSeq names its product glycerol-3-phosphate dehydrogenase 1 like (gene gpd1l). The record is from RefSeq and is a predicted model, not a curated record. NCBI's taxonomy places the organism in Eukaryota, Metazoa, Chordata, Actinopteri, Pleuronectiformes, Pleuronectidae. Gene Ontology annotation, molecular function: NAD binding; protein homodimerization activity; glycerol-3-phosphate dehydrogenase [NAD(P)+] activity. Gene Ontology annotation, biological process: glycerol-3-phosphate catabolic process; carbohydrate metabolic process. Gene Ontology annotation, cellular component: cytosol; glycerol-3-phosphate dehydrogenase (FAD) complex. The transcript has 8 exons. The coding region runs from base 58 to 1113 and encodes 351 amino acids.
GACUCGACGGCCGUGUAUGUGAGGAGAAGACCCGGGGAGGACAGCUGAUCAUCAUCCAUGGCGUCUCCGCUCAAAGUGUGUAUAGUCGGCUCCGGAAACUGGGGCUCUGCCAUCGCCAGGAUCAUUGGAGAUAAUGCCAAGUCCCUGCAGCGUUUUGCCACCACCGUGAAGAUGUGGGUGUUUGAAGAAAACAUUAAUGGCAGGAAGCUCACGGACAUCAUCAACACGGAGCAUGAAAACACCAAGUACCUGCCUGGAUAUAAACUGCCAGAGAAUGUGGUGGCUGUCCCGCAGCUCUGUGAUGCGGCGGAGGGAGCUGACCUACUGGUGUUUGUGGUCCCGCACCAGUUCAUCAGGAAGCUCUGUGACGAGAUGGUUGGCUGCGUCUCCUCCAGAGCUCGAGGAAUCACACUCAUCAAGGGCAUAGAUGAAGGCCCUGAGGGUCUGAAGCUGAUCUCCGACAUCAUUCGAGAGAAGAUGGAGAUUGAUGUCAGUGUCCUCAUGGGAGCAAACAUCGCCAACGAAGUGGCAGCCGAGAAAUUCUGUGAAACCACAAUCGGCAGUAAGAUCCUGGAGAAUGGCCUGCUGUUCAAAGAGCUGCUGCAGACUCCAAACUUCCGGAUCACGGUGGUGGAUGAUGCUGAUACAGUGGAGCUGUGUGGAGCACUGAAGAACAUCGUCGCAGUGGGCGCAGGCUUCUGCGAUGGGUUGCUGUGCGGGGACAACACCAAGGCCGCGGUGAUUCGUCUGGGGCUAAUGGAGAUGAUCGCCUUCGCUAAACUCUUCUCCAAGAACGACACUGUUUCUACGGCAACUUUCCUAGAGAGCUGCGGCGUGGCCGACCUCAUCACUACUUGCUAUGGCGGCCGCAACCGGCGAGUGGCAGAGGCCUUUGCUAAAACAGGAAAGAGCAUUGAGGAGCUGGAGCAGGAGAUGUUGAAUGGUCAGAAGCUCCAGGGUCCUGCCACCUCAGCUGAGGUUUAUCACAUCCUCAAACAGAAGAGCCUGGUGGACCAGUUCCCUCUCUUCACAGCCGUCUAUCAGAUCUGUUUCGAGGGGAGGCCGGUCCGAGAGAUGAUCUCCUGCCUGCAGAGCCACCCAGAGCACAUGUGACCACCGGGUGGGUUUCGCCAAGGGGCUGACGAACAGAUUCCAUUGAGAUCAGUUCACAUUAAGUGUCUCAGCAUGUGAAAGAUAAGGUCCAUUAUCAAUUCAAGUAAAACUAAUAUAGACCGAACUCAACAGUAUUUCAUCUCAGUCUCAAAAGGCAGGGAAACAGGUCUGCUAGCCCCGACCUCCUCCUAGUUUACACAGAAAUGAGGACAAAUUAAGAAGCGAAGCAUACUCAAUACACAAAGGACGCUAGCAGAUAGUUACACUGAUUUACAACUGAUUCCCAUUAGCACUCAAGCCAGUUAAAUUGAUGAAGUGUCUAUAUCAAUUUGAAUUUUGAACAGGGCUGUUUUUAAGACAUUCCUGGGGUCAGCUGUUUUUCUGUGUUAUCAAGUGUAGAAUCACUAUGCACCUGCCUCUGCCUUCUUCUGGCUGCUGUUAUCAGAUAGCCGCCAUAGUCCUGGCACGGUGCCCCUUAGACACUAACCACACAAUGUUACAAUCAUUACAUUACAUAUCAUUCAUAUCACACAAGAUGGUUUUACCGUCCUCGUACACACUUGAACCAACCAGCAGCAUUUUGUAGUGAAAUAGCACAAAUCAUUAAGCCAUUGACAAGUCCACUUAAAGGUUUAUUACAACACUUUCCUCAUGUCAAUAUUUGUAAUAUGAAGGUAGUACUCGCCAUGUAAAAGACGGAUUCUGGUGUUUUGAUUCAGGACUCAUUACCUCUACCAAGGACGUUAUGUUCAUUGCUGUUUGUCGCAAUUUCUUUUGGCAGAAAAUACUGGACUGAUUUUAUUGAAACUUGAUGGAAGGUUGGGAUAUGGUCCAAGGAAGAACACAUUAACUUUUGGCACAGGCCAUUUUUUACCGUUAACAUUGUGAGAUAGGAUGUUAGCCUCGGCAGAAGCUUGCAAUCUCUGAAGGCCCUUCUUUUGAUUUAAAUUGCCGUUUAUUUGUGGUCCGUCUAUAUUUUUGCUGGAUUAUUUUAAAAGUACUAAACUGAUAUCCAUACAAUUUACUGGAGGGCAGGGGCUUGACCAAAGAAAGAAGCCAUCAUACUAAGUAGACUUUCUCACAUGCUGAGAUUAGCCGUUAGCCUUGGCGGAGGUGUGUGAGCGCCCUUUUAGUUCUUAUUAUUGAGACCAUAUCAUAGUUUCAUGAAGAGAACAAAUUUGACCUCCAUUGUUUAAAAGGUGUGUUUGUAAAUUAACUAUCUUUUAUACAGAGUUUUUCUAGUCUUAACGACCUCUCAAAACACUUUACACAACAAGUCAUAUUCACCCAUUUACAAACUUAUUUAUACAACAAGGGCCAGUUCAGACGUCAGUGUCUUGCCCAAGGACAAUUCGGCAUUCAGAUGAAGUAGCCAGAAAUCCAACUACCAACCCUCUAGUUGAUGGAUGAGCAGGUUGACUCCUGUGCCACAUUAGCUGUUUGUGAGCCAGACCCAGAGCAAACACAGAUAUCCGUUCACACCGGGAUAAGAUAUUGUCAGCUACAGUAACAACAUGCACUUCUACAUAUGACUUGCUGCUCUUUUCGAACAUGGCUGCUACUUACAGACCUUUACACUGCAGCCAUGUCAAAGCAACACAGGUGCAAAAAGAUUGACGAUCAGUAAAGCUCAUAGCCCCACCAAGAACCUACUGUCCCUUUUAUAUUCAAUCAAGCUACACCAAUUUGAAAACACUUAUAGAUAUCAGACCUCUCAAUGUGCCUGAUUUUACUCAUCAAUAGCCAGGUAUUAUUUGAAAAUUAAUAUUUUCUUCCUCGGCACAUCCCCCAACCUUCCACCAAGUUUCAAUGAUAUUGGUUUCGUGGGUUUUUAUAAGACUGAAGUCAAACAGGUAGAGGGCAACGGUGGCUGAGGUAUGUAAUAACAUACCACAUUAGGUUUCUGUAUUUUUCCUCAGAUCUGUUUCAGAUCAGAGUUUGUAGAUUCAUAAAAAAAUAGAAAAAUUCUGAAGUGAUUUAGUCCAAUACAUUAAUAAAUCCAUCGUUCAAAUGUCACAUGAACUGGUCAGUGUAGCCGUUUUCAGACAUGACUUCCAGAGGAUGUCGGCAGAAUUGGAUCCUGAGUUUACCUUUUCACACAUGAACAACAAAAGCAGGAGAUUCAGUUCAGACGUGUUAACACAACAUAGAAGUCUCCAGAGUGCUCGGGUGAGGGGUGUUGCAGCAGGCAGGGUGUAACACAGGGAGAUCACAUGUUUUUGUUUACAGCACAUCAACACCCCCUUCAGCUCUUAUCACCAAAAGCUGUCAUGACGUCUUCAUCUGCACCACAUUUCAUCCUGAGAUGUUUUGCAUCUGUCGUAUGUUAGUUCUGAAAGCAGCUUAUCUGAUGAUAUUGAGGACAUUUCUUCUAUUCUCUCUUUAAAGGGCAAAUAUAUAAUUGAUGGACUUAAAUGCAUUAUUCUGGUUUUAUAGAUUUUGUGGGUGAUCUAACGAGUUUAUAUCACGAUUCAUCUUUAGCAGGUCCAUGAUCUCCUUUUCUACCCAAUUGCAGAGAUCCAUACAUUUUAGGACAUUUUUGUCUCCUCUGAUGAUGUGGAUCCAUGAUCACAAUUUAACAGCAGGAUCCCCGAUGGUGCUGAUUGGACAAAUGAGAUCACAAGUCUCUGUUUGGAAGUGUUCCGACAGAUAUAUUCAACACUUCCACCACCUGUUUUACUCAGGUCUUCACAAAUCUCAAACAGUAUCCCUGACAGAUGUAUUAAAGUAAAGCUAAUUGAGGGGACCACAUGAUUUGGUGCUGUUAAAAGUAGUGGACACUAAUACACCUGACCAAAAAGAGUCUGAAUAUUCUUUUCAUUACAUUUCAAAAAUAGAGAGAAAGAUUCAGUUCAGACUUUUUGUGUGUUAAAAAAGAUCAUGAUGAGAUAUUUUGGGAAGAUCCUCUUCUGUUAGAUAGUGUGACCAACAGCAAGUGCAGUUUGCAGUUUACAGUUUAAGAUAAAUCAGUGUUUUCUUGAACCACACAAUCCAAACACUGCACCUCUUCAGAAGUACUUCAGAAGGAUUUGAUGGGAUGUUCACUUCACAAAUCCAGAUGAUAGAAGGCAAGAUACUCAAAUUCACAUUGUGGUGGUUUUUGCUGCUGCACUCUAUAAUCAUAUGUUUGUUUAUGUGUGCUUAUCUUUAUAAGUAACACCCUUAACCUUCGCUAAGAUUUAUUUCCAUGUUUGUGACCAAAUGUUUGAAAUGGAACUUUGUGUGUUUUUACUGUCAGAUCUGCCGUUGGUUUUUCAUAGUUUCACACAUAUCAAUGGAAAGCUGUUGUUAUUUACUUGAGAUGACUAAGAAAUACCAGCUAUGACGUGCCUGUCUGUGGACUCCAGCAUGAUACUGCCUCUGUGUCAUAGUAAGGCACUUAAGUCGUGGUCUGCUCCAGAACAACAGCAAUAGACAAUUCAUUGUGACAUAGGAGAAGAUAAGGAUGGUCACUGUGUUUUCUAUAUUUUUACAACUUUAGUUUUUGUGUUAAUUUGCCCCCGGCCCCUGGCUGUCACCGGUAAGGAUUCAUUUAGUUUUCGGGUUGUCCGUCCAUCCUUCCCAUUCUUGUGAACACGAUAUCUCAAGACCAACUUUAUGAAAAAUUCUUCAAAUUUGAUACAAAGAUUCACUUGUACUCAUGGAUGACCUGAUUAGAAUUUGGUGGUCAAAGGUCAAGGGCACUGUGAGCUUUCAAAACACAUGUUUUGCCUUUUGAAUGCAAUAUCUUAGGAAUACCUCAAGGGAAUUCUUUCAAAUUUGUCACAAAUGGUCACUUCAACUCACAGAUGAACUGAUUAGAAUUUGCUGUAUUUCUAGUUCUCUCUGCCACUCAGGUAAACACACAACAUUGCUCAAAAGAUCAAACUGAAUCCUUAAUAUUGUAUAAUAACUGCACAUAAAAAAUACUCUCACAAUAUUCUACUUGAGACAUCAAAUGUUUUAAUUUUAGUGAAGAUAUGACUUAACAAACCUGCAGUAUGUUAAUAAUGCCUUUGGGAAGAUCAUCAUUAGCUCUCUGUAAAAUGUGUUGGGUGAGUUUUUGGAGCCGCUUUCUUUAUCUGAUGCCAAAUAGGAACAGUGUCAUUCUGUCAUAUUUACAGAGCGCAGUUGUUUUUAUGUUUCCUCACAGAUCCACUGUGGUAGAGAGUCACAGAUUCUUGCCAUUGAAAGCUUCAUUGAAGUUCUUGUGCGCUGCUCUGUAUUAUAAAGUUGAGGCAGUUAACCCAGUAUAUACCUCUCAAACCAGAGUAUUUGUUUCAAUACAACACAUCAGCUGGCAAUGUGCUGUAUUGAAUAAAAUACUCAGUAUUUCUAUUGUUGACCUCUGAACUGUUGUGGCAAAGUGUAAAAUAGUUGCCACUGUGAACUCUGCAGAGUUGUGAAAUCCUGUCCAUGUGUAUUAAAAACUUUUGUUGACUGAGAA